Phoenix dactylifera (date palm) is the source of this 1047-nucleotide messenger RNA. RefSeq names its product heavy metal-associated isoprenylated plant protein 44-like. Lineage: Eukaryota; Viridiplantae; Streptophyta; Magnoliopsida; Arecales; Arecaceae. Gene Ontology annotation, molecular function: metal ion binding. The record is from RefSeq and is a predicted model, not a curated record.
GAAAAGGCGUGGAGGGGAACCAAUGGAAUAUUACGUAAGAGAUUUAAUAAUUCUGCGAAAGGAAGCGAUGCCUUGGUGGGAAUAUCUUGCGCUCCCUGCCUUCUAAAUCUCUCAUCCCAUCAAUCCUCCUAAUUAUAUCUGCAUCCUGUGAGCCAUGGCGACAGCGCUGGGAAGAGCCAUCAACUUCUUUCUCUCCACCAUCUUUUACCCCUUCCGCUAUCAAGGAAACAACUAUUGGAGAAGUAGCAACACCUACUACUACAGCAGCAAUCCUAGCAGCAGCAACACCCACUACUACUUCGACGAGAGCUACAUCAGCAAGAACAUGGCCAAGGGACGACCACUCUCGCUGCAGACAGUGGAGCUUAAAGUGAGGAUGUGCUGCACAGGCUGCGAGAGGAUUGUCAAAAAUGCUAUCUUAAGGCUUAGAGGGGUUGAUUCAGUGGAGGUGGACUUGGAGAUGGAGAAGGUGACCGUGACCGGGUAUAUCGACGCGAACAAGGUGCUCAAGGAAGUGAGACGGAGCGGCAAGAAGGCAGAAUUCUGGCCCAAUCCUGAUCUCCCCCGCUACUUCACAUCGGCCGCCAACUACUUCAGAGACGAGGAAUCCUUUCGUGACAGCUACAACUACUGGCGCCAUGGCUACAAUGGUGACAAGCACGGCCAUGUCCCGGUGCCCCAACGUGGCGAUGACCGCGUCAGCAACAUGUUCAACGACGACGAUGUCAAUGCAUGCCAUGUCAUGUGAGGGGGAUCCGGGGACCAGCCUCUGUUCAUCACUACUACUUGGGUGUCAUGAUGUGGGUGCGUUGUAUGGUGUUAUUAUUACUGCAUGUAAUGGGUGGGGUAAUCUGCGGCUCUGUGGGAGUGUUCGCGCUGGAAGGUCAUAAUAGUCGCCGCGCAUGUGAAAAAAGGACAUAGAAAGUGAGUAUGUAUCACCUGUGGUCCGUGCUGCGGAGAGAUGUUCAGGUGUAAGGUUCAUCAGUUUAUCGUUGCCUUAAGUACUAUAUUUUUCCAUGCAAAUGAAAUGAUGAGAAAGUUGGAACA